AGGCUCACCUGAGCAGAAGCAGUUUUGCAGGCAUGAGAAAUCACAGUGAGAGCAACGCUGUAAGUUAAUAGAUAAUCGAUAUAUUGAACUAAGAUGUUAAUAGUGAUCCUGUUAGAGGUAACGUCGGUAGAUAAUGUUUAUGCUUUCGUUAGUUAAAGAGUCGCGGAUAGUUUGCAUGGAAGUGUAUUUAAAGUAGUCAAUGGAGCAGGUAAACUCUCCCUGUAUACUGCACCUUAGUGUAAUGUAGUUAUAGUCACCUUUGCAAGUAUUUACACUUGAAAUGUGAUAUUAAGGAAGGAACAAAUACUGUAUCAAUCUUGUAUUGUUUUAUCAACAGUUUUCACCAUAUGUUAAUGUGAAGAGUGAACAGUAAAUGGUUAAUCUUACUGCGAUCUGGUUCUUAUUAACUGUGGUUUAUCCGGACGUUAAAUUCGGCGUUUCGUUACACCCGAAGGAGAACGUGACAGUGAAAAAGCGGCAUUAUCAGGUGUUUCAAGUGCUGCAAUGUCAGCUCAAUCCAGCAUCAAGUCGACGCCGCCCAGCGACAAGGGCAGUAAACCGACAUCAAGUAAGCCCACCCAGGCGUUAUCAGGUGUUCCAAGUGCUGCAAUGUCAGCUCGAUCCGGGAUCAAGUCGAUGGCGCCCAGCGACAAGGGCAGUAGAACGACAUCAAGAAAGUCCACACAGGCAAGAGCCAAGGCAGAAGCCGCCAAGGUGCGACUGCAUUACGCCAAACAAGAAGCAGUUUUGAAAAUGAAACUGGCCACCAGAGAAGCCGAAAUCCAGAAAGAAAAGGCUGCCAGAGAAGCCGAAAGGGCCGCCAGAAAGGCAGAAGCCGCCAAGGUGCUACUGCGUUACGCCAGACAAGAAGCAGUUUUGAAAAUGAAACUGGCCACCAAAGAAGCCGAAAUCCAGAAAGAAAAGGCUGCCAGAGAAGAGGCUGCCAGAGAAGCCGAAGAGGCUGCCAGACAAAGAGAAGAGGCCGCCAGAGAAGCCGAAAUCCAGUUGGAAAUGGCAAAAAUAUCGACAGAGUUGCAAGUGCUGCAGCUAGAAAGAGAAGAAGCCGCUGCCAUGGCGGAAGCAAAGUACAUAGAAGAAGCUGAAGGGUCGCGUGAUCUGACCGCAGCAAGAUCUACUUUAGAAAGGACCAGACUGGAACGCACAAGCGACUAUGUACAAUCUCAAAUAGACAGGCAGGCUCGUCUCCCCUCUCCAUACGUAUUCGAUAACUUCCCCAGCUACGAGGAACCUCAGAGAGUCACGAUUGCAUCACAUCCAUACGAGGAAGGAAAUUUACCCUCACGGCUCCGUGAUGAAGUCAAGAAUGAAAGAACCGACAACGCUCCUUCACCCCCACAACAGGACGGCGGGGAGGGAGAGGUUCACUCCAGGACAACAAUUGUCAGCUCGAACUGUACAGAAGUUUGCGGUCAAACUCAGUCAAGCCGUUCUUGUUCCGAGAUCUGCCUCACUGAGGUGUACCCUAAAGAAGCACAACAAGACAUUACCAAGCGUAAAGUAACCGACGAGACGCUAGGUCAGUCAGUUUUCGUUCAAACCGAGCACGGAAACAAACUUGCACAAUCAGCUCAAGAUACCAUUUCUUUAAAACCCAAAGACACCAAGGUCUUCAGAGAUGAAGCAAAUAAUGGGGUUGCCCCAUUGCCAAUCAGAGAACCACGCCAGCGCUCACCAGAUAACAAAGAGCAGGCAGUCAAACGGUUCACGUCCUUACGGAAAACCUGGAAAAGGAAACCUGAGAUACAGCAACGCACCCGAUUGGCCCACGAGGUACUGUGCACCCUAAUGGCAGAGGUCACAGCCAUUAUAAACGCACAAUCAUUCCUACCUGUGUCUUCUGACCCAGAAAACCCCUUUAUACUUUCGCCAUCAACGCUCCUUACGCAGAAGGCAGGAGCACCUCCUCCACCAGGAGACUUCUCAGACAAGGAUUUGUACACAAAGCAAUGGAGACAAGUCCAGGCUCUGGCAAAUCAGUUCUGGUCUCGCUGGAGACAAAAAUAUCUACCUUUGUUGCAACAGAGACAAAAGUGGACAGAACCCCGAAGGAAUCUUCAAGUUGGAGACUUAGUCCUGCUCAGGGACAAGCAAGUCGCUCGCAACAGCUGGCCAACGGCCAGAAUCACUGCUACAUUCCCUAUCGAGGAUGGACAUGUCAGGAAGAUCGAAUUGAAGACUACCGACCAAGGCGAUGUGAAAAUUUACCAAAGGCCAGUUACAGAAGUUAUUCUACUUCUACCCAAUGACUGAUUAAGAGACUAAGUUUUGUACUCUGCUCAUUGUGACCUUACGAAGGUCAAGCGGGGAGUGUGCUGUCUUUACGACAGUUAUUUAGUUUAUAAUAUUUUCGCUUAGUAAUUUAUUCAAUAGUAUUUUCUAGUUAGAAUUAGAAGUGUUUAAAGUGUAUUCAUUGCAUGUAAAAUAUAUCGGCAUGCGAUGACGUCACAUCCGGUUUCGCCGCGUCUUGUGGGAAAACACCGGUUUGAAAUUAGCGCGAGGGUGGGGGCUUUCCACGAGGCUCACCUGAGCACAAGCAGUUUUGCAGGCAUGAGAAAUCACAGUGAGAGCAACGCUGUAAGUUAAUAGAUAAUCGAUAUAUUGAACUAAGAUGUUAAUAGUGAUCCUGUUAGAGGUAACGUCGGUAGAUAAUGUUUAUGCUUUCGUUAGUUAAAGAGUCGCGGAUAGUUUGCAUGGAAGUGUAUUUAAAGUAGUCAAUGGAGCAGGUAAACUCUCCCUGUAUACUGCACCUUAGUGUAAUGUAGUUAUAGUCACCUUUGCAAGUAUUUACACUUGAAAUGUGAUAUUAAGGAAGGAACAAAUACUGUAUCAAUCUUGUAUUGUUUUAUCAACAGUUUUCACCAUAUGUUAAUGUGAAGAGUGAACAGUAAAUGGUUAAUCUUACUGCGAUCUGGUUCUUAUUAACUGUGGUUUAUCCGGACGUUAAAUUCGGCGUUUCGUUACACCCGAAGGAGAACGUGACAGUCUUUGAUUAGAUUGGAAUGAAGCAACAUUUCUCCAGCGGAUUGGGACUGAAAUGCAGAGGAAGGGCUGCAGUCUCCUGACGUCGCCUCUCGCAGUUUGUUAUUCCAACAGAAAUGGGAACUUGGUAAUGAAGGUUUUGACAGAGGUUUCUUCAUGGAUGUGAUCUCAAUCACUUCUGUCCUCAGAUACAUAACUUCUUACCCUCCCUGAGGUCCUCCUGAAAUCCCACAGGGCAGAGUGUGACUAUGGUAACGCACAAUAUGCUACAAAGGUCUGGUAAAACUUUCCAUGGUUAUUCUGAUGCAUACCAGCAAGCAUUUGAAACAUAUCUUCAAGAUAACAGGACAUAUCAGAAUCAAAAGAUGAGGAAAAUCGUGUUUCAUUAUAUCUCUGCAGGUGGUGAGUCUCUGGAAUUUUCUGUCCUCGCAACUGUGGAAGCCAGAUCGCUGAAAAUACUCAAUAAAAGAGGUGCUGUGCAUACUUUUUUGAAAGAUUGCAGAACUGUGGGGAAAUGGCAGAGAAGAGGAGUCACAGCCUGGGAUAGUUCAACCAUGACUGUCCUGAAUGUUGGCACCAGGUUGUCUACACCUGCUAUUGUUUUCUUGUCCGUAAAUUGCUUAAGUGAUUUGCACUUGAACAUUCGUCACAGAAAAAUCACUCCAGUGUCUGAACUCUAAUCACUUGCAUAUGCUCCAGAUGGUAUCACGCUGAGCAUCAGAAGACAAUUUUUUAAAAAUCAAAUAUGUAAUGAAAAUAAAGAAGCCUAAAUCAUAACAAAGUCAGUCAAAUAGAAUGGGAGUUUUAAGAGAAUAAUAAUGAUAGAAACUUUCAUUUUCUUGUCAGUCUGUUUGCUGGUUAUAAAAACUUUCCUGUCUUAGAUAUAUAUGUUUUUUUUUAAACGGUCAUAGUUGAAGAAGGUAUCCUUGCAUGCAUGUUCUGUCAGAAAUAACAAGCCAUAAUGCUGUUCAUUCUUGCAAUUCAUGAGUAUUUAUGCUUUAUUUAUUUAAACUUUACGACAUUCUGGUUCUGUGAAAUGUAAGGUACCACUU
Hypanus sabinus (Atlantic stingray) is the source of this 4052-nucleotide messenger RNA. RefSeq names its product plectin-like. Bases 505 to 2271 code for a protein of 588 amino acids. The record is from RefSeq and is a predicted model, not a curated record. NCBI's taxonomy places the organism in Eukaryota, Metazoa, Chordata, Chondrichthyes, Myliobatiformes, Dasyatidae. The transcript has 5 exons.